This is a messenger RNA of Amoebophrya sp. A25, 13920 nucleotides long. The record is from the annotation of a GenBank genome assembly. NCBI's taxonomy places the organism in Eukaryota, Dinophyceae, Syndiniales, Amoebophryaceae.
AAAGCGAGAAAAUAUCGAAAACGGCCGAGAAGUACCACUGUCCCUUAGCGGUUUCGCUUAAGAUUUUCGCGAGGCUUAACAUUGCCGCCCGAUCUUAUUCCUCGCGGAAUCUAGUGGGCGCAGGAUUAUCAUUUGGCUGCAAAUGGAAAAUAUUUGCCAAUAUUCGGCGAACGUUCCCAAAUAUUCUCCCAAUAUUCUCAAAGAUUCGCAAAGUAUUCGAAUACUACGAAGCAUUCACAAAAAGAAGACGAAAAAGAAAAAGACUGCCGCAACGUCUCCGACAAAAAUCGCCGCAAGGUUUUCCCGGCUCUCCUUAUCGGUUUCGCUUCCUCCUAUUCUUCCAAAAGAUUUGCCACAAACGGGAGGCCUCGCCGGUCCUCACGUCGCGGCGUUUCGAUGAAACCUUGCGCCACACUUUGCGGCACGCUGCGGCAUUUUUUGUCGCAAAUAGGAAAAAAUCCAAAGCAUAUUAUUGGUUACUCGCCCGUCGCGCCGGUCCUCCACACCCUGAUCUAGGCACGUGGCAGCCCGAAACUACGGCGCCUUCGCGUGCGUCCCACUCUGGAGACGCGCCCUAGGGUGAUGGCCGGUCGGCUGCAGCAGGCCGCGUACGGAAGUGCAGCUUCCCGUUGACAGGCCCACGACGCGAGCCGCCUCUUGCGGCGGUUCUUUCUGCUUCUUUUGGGACCUCAGUCAACUCUUUUCCAGUUAGCGACCCUUUUCCAGUCAGCGGUAAAAUCUCGACUCGGGCCGCGACGGGUGCAUGCUCGUGUCUUGUUUCUUCCUAGUGUUGAAUCGCGCAUGCAGAUGCGCACGGGUCGAAGGCCCAGCACAUACGCAGUUCAGCGAUGGGCCCCUCGACAAAAUUCGGGAGUCGUGCGCGAUUGCUCUUUCGGCCACGCCGGAUGCUUUACUAACACUCCGUGCGCAGGAACACGCGCUGCCGACCGUGACGGAACGGCGAUGUAGAUCGAGACCAGUUGUAACGCUUUGCGAAGGAAGCGAUGCAGAAAGCUUGAAACGCUAGUUUUCUCAAAGCUUUUCCAAUUACGCUUCCAACAUCGUUUUCGAGAUUUCCAAUUACAGGGUGCUACGGAUAAGAAAGAGUUUUUUGCAAGGAAAGAGAAGACGACUUAGGCUCGGACGAAUCAAAAACUUCGACGUUUCAGUUUGUAAAGUUGACGCAGGUUGGUAGCCCUCAUCGUCGUGCUUCGAGGGAGAGCGUCGCUUUUCAAAUGUCGGGCAGAUCAUUCUGCAUCGCUGCCUGUUAAUGAUCAACAUUUAGGAUAUGUCGUCGGAUCAUGUACUUGUCGUUGCACUGACACGAGAGGAAUGCAUUGACCAGCAGUAGAUCUCGCUCGGUAGAAAGAGAAGCCGCGUUCCAGAGGCCUCGUUAACCGCUCUCGGACGUCCACCCGCUCUACGACUCUGUGGCUUUCGGCUGCAUACCUUUAGAUGAGUCGACGAUCCCUGUCGUUUUUAGGCCCCCUGUUUAUUAAGCUCGCACCAUUUCGUAUUUGACUUUGCAGUCCCUAUCUUUAUCUGUGAUAACGCCACUUGGUAGACAACCGACCGUAGACCAAAAAGUUGUGUGUUGUACAUUUAAGGGUGUUUGUUAGGAGGUAAAGUUUACCAUGCCGAAAAUUAGUAGAUUUAGCACGGUGUUAGAUUAUUACCAAGUGAGAAGGAUAUCUUCCUCUUGCGGAACAUGCCAUUCGGUCUGCAACCGCUCCUGCCGUAGCUGAGUCCUCAAGCUUUUCGUGGAGCAUUUUUGUGUGGCUUUUGCGGAAGUUGGUGGUGGGCGACACAAGAAUGACAAGUCCACAGGAAAACGUCGUAGCCGGCGAUCAGCCACCGCCACCGAGUAAUCUUGAACCGGCUGGAGUGACGCCUCCAGCUCCGAAACCUUUACCACCGCCGUCAAUAUCUGCUCCCGUUCUCGCAGGCUUUGAAAAUGGAGCAUGGUUCUUCUGGUACUACGUUACCAUAACGUCGUGAAUAUUUGAGAGUAUCUCGGAGCGCCCUGUUUGGUAGUGUCAUGGAUAUCCUUGUAUCAUCAUUUCAAUCUCACUGAGAAGUCUAUUCUGAGUAUCGUGCCUGAUGUUUUUUCACUGGGCAACAUCAAAAAGAGUUUUAAAGCCGUUGUUUGCUCUCGAAGAAAUAGGAUGAACAGAGUAAAAUCACUAAUACAUGCGUUGUCAACAGGGUGGGCGUCGUCGCGAAUUUCAUGCUGACCGUAGUACUGGUCCUAGCAGUGAGUUUGGUGCGUGGAAUCGUCGAGAAAAGAGCACGCGACAAGGAGCGCGUGCUGGGAGCACCGCUCUCCGUAAGGCAUUACAGACAAAGGAAUGCGGUGGUAUUCCUGCGAUUGUGGGUGAAUUUCAAUAUCGUAGUGCUGCAGCACGCGCUAAUCACAUUCGGAAUUGUCCUCCUCAUUAUGGAUUCAUGCGAGUUGUAGCAUGGGCGAAAAGACAAAUGAUAGUGUUACACUAAUACAUAGUCCUACUCCUAGAGAAAACUGAUAAAUCUAAUGACCAUCAUCUCUGCACGAAUUGCUAGAGAGGCUUAUAGGAACUAUGGCAUAGCCAGUAUUAGAUGCAUUCUUGUCGGCAUCCGCAAGAAUGAGAUUCCUAAGCAGGUCAGACUCCUAGGCGGGCACGUGAUUGAGUACCUGUAUUCAUUAAUCAAAUAAAGGACUACUAAUGUGAUAUUAUAUUCUUGAAAGUAAUCCGCGCGUCAUCAUUUCGAGGUGCUUGAGCUAAUUUUUACGUCCAUACUAAGUUACUGUUACGAUAUAUUGCUAGGUUAGUAGUUGGGAUCGUUUUCAAACUCAGACUACCUUAUGAUAUAUGCCAUAGCACUCAGUGACGUGGCAUAUAUGUUCCAGGGCGCAGGGUAGCGGCCCCCCUAGCGUAGGGGGGGGCGUGGAUCCCCGGCCCCUUUUGAAGGCGUCGGCCAGGGGUGGAAGGCUUCCAAAGGGGUCCAAGGCACCUCCCCCGCCCCCUUCCAGCUGCCUGCGUGUAGCCUACAGACCCCCUAUGUGCUUCGCCGCCGCCGCAGUGCGCCGGGUGCGCAAGGCCUCCGAAGGCGGCAAAAGGCGCAAGGCUGGACUCCCUGAGCCGUGUGGCCUGUACCCUCCGGGCCCUUGGUCAUCGGCCUGCUUGCUCUUGAGACCGUGGCCGCCUUCGGCGGCCUUCUACCCCGGAGACCUCCAGCCUGCAAGGAUAAGCAGAGGCCAGAGGGUCCCUUAGGAACACGCAGAGAGGCGCAAGGGGACGCCCGCGCCCAGUUUUGACGCCUUCCACCCCGAGAACCCGCAAAAAGCAGCGCGGAAAAGAGCGCGCAAGCGCCACCCCAGGACCAGCCACGGGGGCGCGUGCGUCCCUGUAUCAUGUAUCAUAAGUUCGGAGGCUUUAGCGGUAGGUUUUAAUCACACCCGAUUCAUGGCUGCCGUGGGUUUCGGAUCAGCGAAGCCUGAGAAACAUCCACUCGCGGCCCAGGUUCGAGAUGCCGUGCGCUACGUUCUCGCAGGCACCUCCUUUCACGAGGUAGACCCAGAAAUUCAAGUGACGGCGCAGAGAGAGUUGUUUUUGGCCUACUGUUACGGCCUUCUAUAAAUACCUUGUAUAAAUAUGAGUACUUAUGGGGCUGACUUUGACAACAACAAAAAUACUAGUUAGAAAAGUAGUCCUUAAGAGCUCCUCCUUAAGGACAGAAAUAGUGAUGGAGUAGUGGAUCCCAAGGACUAGCAAUAUGACGCGUGAAUUAUCCAAGAGCGCUGUUUGCAUCGGCUGUUACUACUUCAUUUCCGCAUGAUUGCACUUUUGAGAAGCGAUACGAAGAAUGUAUGGGAAUGGUUGAAGUAAGGAUGAUUUUAAUCAUAUAGGGGGUGAAAUAUAUUUAUCAGUAGUUGUGCACUAAGGUGAGGCAUUCCUCUAUGCGUGGCUGCUGCUGUGCCACCGCGCAGACCUGGGCACGAUGAGUAAAUUCCCCUGCGGCGUGAACGCCAACCCGACGCACGUUUUUGUCACGCGGAAUUCCGCCGACGAUUCGUACGCAAUCAACUCGGAUCAGGACUACGACCCUGACGACCUCUACCAGGGCGAGUCAGCGGAAAGCUUUCAGUCCAUUGCGUCUUUAUGGCAUUCACUAGACCAUGUGGCGUACUACCUUGACGUAUUGAAGACUGCGCCAUGCGUCACAAUUUAUCUUCAAGCACUUUUAGAGGAAGGUAGUAUAAUUUUGAUCGAACUUCUCUGAACAAAAAGCUCCUCUGCUAGUGCUAUUAUUCCUGCAAGAACUCUUUCUGCUCUAACAUAGGCCUUUAGUUCGUCUGCGGCUCAGGAGCGGGAUCCAGGCAUCUUGCGGCAUCUAGCGCGGUACUUCGUGAAUCCCGGAGACGAAGGAGAGUUCUGCAGAAUUCAGACGGUUUCUGCUUCGGCGGCAGAAACUAGGAAUGAAAACAGGGCACCAAGCUAUGAACAUGAUCCAUUUAGCGUCUUCAUUCUGAAAAAUCUAUUCGAAAUUCUAACCUAGUCGCGCUGUUCACAUUCAGGUGGUCUAAUUCUGGUCUUCUCUGUAGUGCUCAAUCUGAUCAUGGAUCACCUGUUUUCGUUCUUGAAAGCGUCCCAAAAAAACAGGGGCGGUGCGCUCUUGUUCAAAGAUUGGGCAUGGGUGUCUGCUUGCGCAGAUUCUCAUUACUCAACAAGUAGAUAACCGGUUGAUUAUGUCCUCCCCUCGAACAUUUCCUUUCACGACCUCAUAUGCUACCGAAUAUGCUAGCUACGACCUAGUAAAAGAAAUCAGAUCACCUAGUAUUUCCUGGCUGUGGAUGGGAGUAGCCGCUGGAGCAGGCCUCUUCGUCAAGUCGGAAAGUGGAUGAAAAUCCAGUCUAAUUCAGCACGAGGUCGAGUUCGGGGUCAAUGUACCCGGUCGGCCAACGCGGGAGUGGGAAAGGUAUGCAGGGUCUUCAGACAUCGCAGUUUGUCUACCAUUGUAGCCUCUUCGUGCGGUCGCCAGACGGCAUGAGUUGGCGCCAACACACUCAAGCGGUUUCCGCCGACGAGUUAUUCGACAAGCUUCUGAUGUUAAGACCGGACGAAGUCUUGGUUGUAUCGGCGACCUUGUCACUUUGCAUCAGUAAAAUAUACAUUAUAUAUGGACGUGGAGCAGAACGUGUUCUAAAAACUUCCCUUUUAUUUCUGGUUAGGCCCCACCCUACAAAUUGUAAUGGCACUACUUCAAAAAACUUGUUGUACGAGCAGAAAUGACAAGAAGUUUUAUUUAGACGCAGAGAAAAAUAUGUUAUUCGAGUGUCCCGGAUGGCCUUCCGUUGUUUCUUCAGAGAUUUCAACGAAAUGCGGAUGUCCUUCUAAUCGUAGCACCGGAAUCGAGUGGUAAGCCUGCAAGUUACCACAAGUAUGGGCUGACCACAGAGGGAGUGCAGCUAUCGCGCGAACGGUACGGGAGCAACAACGUGAGCCCGCCACAGAAGUCAACAAUGGCUUUGUUCUACGAAAAAUGUACGCAGGGAUUCUUUUUCUCUUUCUCGUUGCAGUCCGUUUAUUUGCAGAUGAACAACUUUUUGAUUCACGUGACCGCGAGCUACGCGAUCUGGUUCUUGUGGAACAAGGUGAGCGAGGCUUUGCACGCAUCAAAAAGUACCGCGGAAAUGGUGAGGACCUUCGAGCCACCUGCAGACACGCAAGUGAGCGUAGUGCGGAACAGCGAGGUGAAGCUGAUCAAACCGUCCCAGAUCGUUGUCGGCGACGUCGUUGAGCUGCGGGCGGGGGACACCCUCGCUUUUGAUGGACUGCUGCUAGCGGGCAACGUGACCAUGAAUGAAGCCGGGCGGACAGGAGAGUGCAUGCCGGUGAACAAGGUGCCCAUCGACUUCGCAGCAGCGGACUCGCAGAAACGCGGCCGGCUAACGACCUCACUGCCGUCACCAAGGGAAUCCGUCGCUGCAACUGCACCUGAGGCAGGGAAGCGCCUGAUGCGGCAAAGGUCUACGAGCCGUUUCAACGGCGCACUUGUCAAAGAUGAAACAGCAGAUAUGCUGAAGUUCGACAGUUCCAACAUGGUCUACGCGGGUACCGUGGUGAACAGAGUGCUUGUUCCCGACAAGAAAAUCCACAAAAACCCUCGAGCAUCAGUUUCUGGCAAAGACGACGCCGCAGCUACAACUCCCUACACCGCGUUCGCCGUCGUAAAGGCCAUUGGCACCGGGACCCACCGAGGCGAGCUUACGCGGGAUAUGUUCUUCCCCGACGUUACCAGUCACGUGGUGGAGCUCGAAGAGGAGCUGGCCCUGCUGUAUAUUCUCAAUGUUUUCUGCGUUUGUGUUUUUACCGUGUUUUUCUUCUUUUGGAAUUGGAACCGGCAGCCCUUUUACGUUAUUUGUUGGCUUAGUGUCACAACCCUGAACCAGCUGCUGCACCCCUUUUUGCCGGUUGCGUGGGGACUGAGUUCGAGAAGCGCAUGCAAGCGUCUGAAGGAGAAAAACGUUCAGGUUCUCGAGCCCGAGCGCCUCGCGCUGGCUGGAAUGUGUGACUACUUCGUCUUCGACAAAACUGGAACCCUCACGGAGGAAAGCAUGAUCUUCGACGGCCUUACGAACGUCUGCGAAGACAAGGUACUGACACUUGUCCCUUUGUUGCAGCUAGUGACUCCCAAAACGAUGCACUCGUGAAUGCGCAUAAAUAAGAUUAUUCGUACCUCUCGCUGCGUCUUGCAUUUUUUUUUGAAUCGCCGUAGCUACCCAACUCGAAAUGUUGACAAAAGUGUCUCGUCAUCAUCCAUCCCAAGAUGCGUUCAUCGAAGGUCUUUUAUGAUGUAUUUUCUCCGAGUGUUGGUCUUUAAGAUUUUUUGGAGUAUUAUGAAUAUAUAAGCUGAUCCUUCGAAGUGGCUCGGUCAUUCUGUGGAAUACAAGCUCUUUCCUUCAAUGAGAACGAAGCUUCGGAUUAUGCAUGCUGAUUUCUCUUUUUCUGAUCUCAACAAGGUCUGCCGAGCUUUCUCCUUGGCCGCGGCCGAAAAGGCGCUUGGCAGCACGUCGAAGGGCAAAAGCGAUGAGGGGCUCUACGGAAACGCGUUGCAGAAGUUUCAGCUGUGGCUAGGAUUGGACGGUCUGCGCAGCCUGGAAUGCCUAGCCUGCUGCAAUACGCUUUUUCUGCAGGAGGGCGGAAGGCCCGAGGGGCAUCCCGUGGAGAUGCAGAUGCUCGAGGCAAGUGGGUGGCGGCUGGACAUGGUAACCUCGACGGAGUCCAGAGUGGUAGUGCAGACUCCAGCGUUGCGCAUGGCCAUACGGUUGAAACGCAAGUGGAAGUUCGACGCUAAGACCACCAUACAAGUUGUGCUGGUGUACGUAGAGGAAGCGACUGCGGCGGAAGUCGACGGGGGCGGAGGGGGCAAGGGCUUGCUCAACUCCCACAGGCAAAUGAUCGCAGAUGAACAAGGAAAAUGGUUCGCUUUUGUGAAGGGCAGCAUGGAGGCGAUUGCCUCCAUUUGCAGUCGCAAUGGGAAGGGUCGCAGUGCAACCGCCGUUGCUCACAAGGAGGCGGUAGCGCACAUGAAGCAGGGGAAGUACGUCAUAGCGAUGGCCUGCGCGGAGAUACCGAAGGCUGAGGCGCUAAAGUUCAAUCUGGCAACGCUGCACAGGCAGGAGCUGGAGGCGCGGACGGAUUUUGUGCCCAUAUCUCUGCUGAUGUUCGGCAACAAAGUGAAGGACGAAACGCCCAAGCUGCUGGCCGCACUGCAGCGGGGUGGUGUGAAGCCCCUGAUGUGCUCCGGGGACGCGCUGUACACCUCCGCGAAAAUUGCGCUUGACUGCGGCUUGUUGCCCAACGUGGAAACGCUCCAGCAGCUGUCGAAGGAAGAUGGGGUGCCCUUCUCGGUCCCGGGCUCGCGCCUCUCGUUCAACGAUAUUGCCAGCACAACGAAGCAGCAACUUGACGAACAAGAGUACUACUCGGACAACGAAGAGAAACCGCUGCUAGAACGGGACGACAGCGGCGAGGCGGUGAUGUGGGUCCUGGAUAUGAGCGAGGAAAAGGUUCUGGCGUUCGAUGGAUGCGUCCCAGAGCUGCGCUCGCUAAGCAGCGACCGCGUCGAGUCGUGGAUCGUUUUCCGAAGCGCGAUUUUUGCUUUUUCCGAGGAGCGGAGUUGGCCGUUGACACGAGGCCUCGCGAUAUCGCAGAAGUGUUUCGACUGGCUCGAGGAGAACGACCUACCCGCGCUCAUGGCGCUCGCGCCCUUCAUCACCGUCUUCGGGCGCUUCGGACCCAACGGCAAGAAACGCGUAGUCGCGAUGCUCCAGCGCAUGACGGGACAGGUCGUGGGCUACUGCGGCGACGGUGGCAACGACGCGGCCGCGGCCAAACAGGCACACGUGGGCAUGGCCUUGAUUGACACCAGCCAAAAUAGCCUGGCAGCAAUCGCAGCCCCAAUCAUCGUGACCGACCGGAGGAUAGAUCGCGUUGUCUCCGUAUUGUGUGACGGUCGAGCUGUGACCGACUUGAACGUCGGGAUGCUGCGUUAUUUUCAGACCAUGGGCUUGGUAACCCAUGCUAAUACUUACACUUUUUGUGGAUAAAUUACCUCUACAGAUGAAAAUGACUCCAUCAUGUUUUCCUUGAUAUGCUUGAACAAGUUUAUGUAUUUAACAAGACUGAUCAUGUAGAAGAUAAUUAUUAUCCUGGCUUGUAUAGCACAGGCUGGCCAUUGAUUUAACAUCAAUUUUUCUGACUCUCAGCUGUUCAUUUGCGUCGCGAAGCUGUGGGUUGUCGAGCAGGGUGGAUUCACGCAUGCAAACUUUUUCUUCAUGGCAGAUGUGUGUUUUGUGCCACUGAUCUGCUGGGCGCUUCCGAAGCAAGCAGGGGCGGAAGAACUCCGAGGGCCGAGUCCUAACACUGUGUUGCUUGGGCGGAAGUACAUGGGGCCGCUGUGUGCGACCGUCUUGAUGUUGCUGGGCAUGCACCAACUGUUGCGGGGCUACGGGAUUCUGCGCGGCUUCUGGUUGCCUAUCAACUUUGAUCGCGAUGAGAUCUCCCGAACCAACAUUCCAGUGCAGUUGUUCGGAAGGGGAAUGACCCAGGAGGUCGGAUUGUGGAAUGCCUACUACAUGUUUUUUGUCUUCGUAGUUUGCGCUAGCCUUGCGGGUAUGGGCCGCCGGUUUCGUGCCGGUUUUCACACGAACUGGCGAUUGUAUUUUGUGUGGCUGGUUGUGUGUCUCGUCAGCAUUUUGCCGCUUUUUCUCACUGUUAAGCAGGCUUGUUUUCUUUCAUAGACAUAACAUACUAACCACCCUCUAUUCAUCCACCUCCUUCCACCAUUUCGACCAUCAAUGACACAAGAGUACUCUGCGUGUCAUAGCAAGUGAUCACACUGAUGUACGAUGCGUAUUUUAGUCCUCGUGAUAGAAGAAAGGAUUGAAGUGAAGUAAAGCUGCGGCAUACGGGUGGUGCUCUCUCUCUCUCUCGCUCUCUAAUUAUGGGAAUAAGCACACGGCGUGGGCGAAUGUCUUCUCGCGGACCAACCUGCAUCCGGAAGAAAACGUGCAGUGGCUUCCCGAACGGCUACCACCAUUCGUCCGUCCGAUUAGUCUGAUGUUCGCUCUCGGUAGUCCAGACGGUCACCACGGCGCGGGUCGGGCAUUUCUUAAGACUUGUCCUAAUUCACCUAAGCACCUCUUGAUUACUUAGAUAGCCCCGUUUCUACGAGGUUGGAAGAAAGGGAAAAUCAACAUUGAAUCUAGUAGUUGGUACCCGCUUCGCGCGAGGAUGAGCAAAACACGCCAAAGGUGACCUUUCAGGAUGAGGACUUUUGGUACGCUCUAAACUCAUCUGGAGCGGGAAAAUUCAUUUAGAUGCGGUUACAGGAAAAGAGGAACCCAUAGACGCAGAAUACGCCGGAUGGCUCAAUCACUUUGGUACAGCAUUUAUGUUGAUGCUUCUGCCAUUCACGUAAGCCGCUAUACAGUUUUUCCUUUUUAUGUUUCAGUCAAAUAUGAUGGAUAUUCGAACUCCUUUACGGAGUCUCUACAUCAGCUUGCUCAGUCCCUUAAAGAGAGAUAUAAUAAAAUUAAAGAGAGACAUCCACAUAGGCAUUACAUGCAGAAUUGAUGUUACUUUAGCGCAACUCGGUAGACUUACCUAGUGGAGGUCUUCAAAAAUUUCUUCAUCUUACUAGUAAGUUGUCUAAUCUUCGAGUAAGCUGCAUGAAAGUGAGAGCUUGGCAAGAAGUUUCGGUUUGGAUGAGUGUCACUAAUAUGUUUAAAGAAAGGCUCGAGCAGGAUCGUGCAGCCAAUGUCGAGAGAACUGCAAGGUAGUUAAAUAUAUUGUCAGUGCUUACCCUUGACGCUUGAGCGACACCGUCGAUCAUUAUAUGCCAAACGCCUUCAAGUUUCUCGUUGUCAGUCUCUCGUCUACGACUCUGUGUCUGAUCAGUCGGGUAUCUUACUUCUAGGUCAAUCGGUAUAGUCUUUACUACCAUCGGUUAUCAGUAUUUACCAGUAAGAAACAAGCACACUCCUACGCCCAAUUCCCACAACAUAUCAUGGAUCCUCUGGACGCUGCGUGACAGUAGUCUCUAGUAUGCUUGCUUGCGUGCUCUACUGAUAAAGCCGAGACUGGAAAGUGUACAAAUAUAAACAUGGAGGAACAGGGCAAUGGACAGCCCACUUAAGGCUAUUUUCACAGUUUGUCAGUUGGGCCAAAUACUUAACAUAGGGGAAUGACUACUGCAGGGCGGAAAAUUAUUAUCAUUAUAGAUAAUUUGAGCAGCGUGCGCGACUCACGACAAAACGACACAGUUAAGGCUACUGCGUCUAUUAUUCUACUAAUUGAGUCCAUGAUUCUUCAACUCGUCAUUCUUUUCAAUGGGUGCACAAACAAUAGGGUGGACGUGCUUAUUAAGUAGUCAUAUCUGUAAGUUCAACAUUCCGCGCAGAAGUAUACUAAGCUCUACACGGCGGCAGCAAGCAGAUAAUUGGGCAGGUCCGAGACAACGCGACGGAAGUAUAGAGUUAGAAGAGUUUUCGAUCCUGUCGAAUGUUGUCGGAUGUUGACCUUGGUGAGCUAGCACCCAUAAGCAAGGCCAACAACGCCGCUCCGAUCUCAUUGCGAGCACCUACCUGCCUCUUUCCACAUAGUAGGACCUUAUGUGGCAGAAGACAGGAACUUCCACUCUGAGCGCUCUAUUGUAACUAGACUAUUGUCUCCGCCAUAUCAUCUAGAGUACGUCUACUUUCCUACUUCUUCAUUUUUCUGUUCGCUCUUACUUCUAAUUCUCAUAUCACCUAAUUAAUCUUUCCAAUCUUCAUAUACGUCAUCGACUGCAGACUAACCAAUUCCAUCCAAACUCUUACGGACAUUAACACAUAAACAAAACGAAAAAUGUCAUCCAGCAGCAAACCGCCCCUAUGUCCUGUGAUCAGGGUUUUUUUCAUCUCUAGUUGAGUAUAAUUUUUGACUAUCUAAGGCUCGCAAGCUUAUAUUGAUGCUUCUGAGCGUCGAAGUAUCUAGCAGAAGGACGCAGGAAAGACUCAGGGAAGUCGUAGAUCCAGUCCGAACCGACUGGCAUCCUCAUGCGUACACCUUUACAGUAGAGAAGGUAUGGGCCAACUUCAUUCUGCCUCUAAUGUUGGCAUGACCUACUACAGGUAGAUCUUCAUGUCGAAACUAUGCUAUGGAGACAUCUACUUGCUCAAUUACACUGUUGAGAGCAACAUUUGUAAUUGUCUUUGAAAAGACAUAUAUUUUGAAUCUCCACAGUUCCCGCCGGUAAGGCUAACCCGAUACCCAAGCCUUGCAGCUGCGAUGGCGAGCUACCAGAGAACAUUGCGGACGCGAUAUCAACCGAGAAGCCUUUUCCAGACGCGAUAACAGUACUAUCCAUCAUUUUUACUAUAAGUUGUUUGAUAUCCAGCGGUGUCUUCGUGAAUGAGUAGCAUGAAAGGUUGACUCACGACGACUUCGAAUCGUUCCUUUUUUGAUCCUUACACCAGCCUGACAAGGACUGGGACGACCUUUUCGGGCCAGCGAAAACAGCGAAGCAAAUCUUUGCCGUGGAUGGAGAUGACGGGAAGCGUCGAUAUUGCUACCUCAGUCACAGGGAUCCGUGUAGCUCUUAUGGGUGGUUUUUCAUCAUCCUAUUCCUAUCGUAGGUAGGUAGAUGAUAAUAUGUGGUCAAAUCAUGGAUGUUGCAGGUCGUGGCGGUCCUGCAAGUUGACAAAAGCUAGGUAAAAAAGCUAGUGAAAUGGUAAGAUGCCCCCGCUCAACAAGUCGGGAUGAUGAAAACACUACCACUUCUAAGGCCGCGUUCAGUUACCAGGAGGAAGCGAGCCGUCGCUAGUUGAGAACGGAGCAAACCUGUGGGUUCUGAAGCACAACAAUUUCUUAGGCAAGGACACAGAAGGCGGCGACGUCUGGCAGUUUGGCCUUGUCUUCGUGUUUGGAGCAUUCAUAACUUUUUUCCUCCUUUAUCUCUUCAUCGGCUACGUAGACUAUUAAGUAAGUAAGCAGUGUCUUCUUGUUGUCUGGGAGUCGACCUCAUAGUUGGCUGCCAUUUUGUCUCUACGGUGUUAGAGGAGGGCCUUAUCAGGGGCACACACAUAACAAGCAUCCCUUGUGUGGUGUCGAUCCCGGGGAUAGGGUGGAGGACGAUUUUUUCUCAGUUUACGUAGAAAGUUUGGUUUUCUUUUUCUGACAAUAGUACCAAGUACGUCUAGCACUGAGAAAUACAAAUAUGCGGUAAGCUAUCGCAUAUGCCAGAAGGAACGAAGUCGUCUUCAUAAUCUUCCGUAUUGUACAGACUUUUUGUUAUCGCUUUUAUCGCAAGGAGUCUCUGACUCUCAUUUUUGGAAUCGACACAUUGACUACCCCAGAGCAACACACACACCAUGAUCAUAGAGCAUAGUUUACUCUGUAUCUCCCAAACCAUGACGGCUUGCUGGCUCUACGUUAUGGAAAGUUAUAUUCUACCUCACAUACACACAUUCACACAGUCAUACAUGUGUAUAAAUACGCAGACACGCUGCCCUAUGCAGUCAAGUCACUAUCAAAUCACACAAACUUACUUACAUUUAAUAGCGUCCACAAUUGUUUCGAGUAUAGCCGAACCGCAUGAAAUAGGAAUAAAAUGAAUGAUAUUUUUCCAAGAAGAUUCACUAAUACCAGUUUCUAGCAAAUCAAUACCACAGUAACAAAAAGUAACAAGCUUCUAAAUUUUCUGAUACUUAGUGCACAGAGGGGAACAAACCUUCUGUCUUCUGCCUUACCGUUGAAAAGAGUCGCAGUUUAUUGAAAACACAAAUAAAGUGAAAAAGUAUGCACCGUGUAGUAGAGGUAACUGUAUAUAUGCAUGAUUGUGCAUAAAGCAAAUUGAGUUGUAUGAUCACACAUCGUUCUUCUCUCGGGAAAUUAAAAUGGAGACCGCACCAUCAAAAAACAUAAUUUAUAACGCAAUGGUAAACGUAUCCCCAGUCAAGUGCAGUUGCACACGUAGUUGAACACCACCCCACCCCAUUUCUAUAGUGCCCACUUAGUGCCUGGAUGUAUAACCACCUAUCCUAAUCCCAGAGUAUAGUAGCUUUCUCACUCAAUAUAUCCGUCCUGUGCGGCAGGCGCCAUGUAUACCGAGGAACUCUAGGUUAGAGCCUUGAAUCAUAUGCGUGUGAUUUGCAUUCAGCGCGCUUCACGGUCUUACCUCGGAGAAAAAAAGUGCAGAAACCCGAAACUCCCGUUUCCAUGAAUCCCGUGUGAAAAACCUUCUUUCCGACUGGGCAGGUUCGUGUGCACCAUAUCAAAAGAUGAAAGAAGUGACUUGCUUCUAGAAAAUACUAUGCAUUUCAACCAACUUCCCAAUGAAACGCUAAAGCCUGCUGCGAAGCGUAGCUUCUUGCUGCGUGCCGACUUUCCGAAGUAU